Messenger RNA from Osmerus eperlanus (European smelt), 1129 nucleotides. It is a transcript of the gene tex261, whose product is annotated as testis expressed 261. Gene Ontology annotation, molecular function: COPII receptor activity. NCBI's taxonomy places the organism in Eukaryota, Metazoa, Chordata, Actinopteri, Osmeriformes, Osmeridae. The coding region runs from base 133 to 723 and encodes 196 amino acids. Gene Ontology annotation, biological process: endoplasmic reticulum to Golgi vesicle-mediated transport. The transcript is spliced from 6 exons. Gene Ontology annotation, cellular component: endoplasmic reticulum membrane; Golgi membrane; COPII-coated ER to Golgi transport vesicle. The record is from RefSeq and is a predicted model, not a curated record.
CUCUAUGACGUUUCUCACCCGUCUGGAGGAAACGGUGGGAGGAACUUUGACCAAUAGAUAAAUUAUUUGUACUAAGCUACAGUCUUUUCUGUUGAAAUUCAUAUUUAUUAGCGUCUUUUCAUAUGAAUAGAGAUGUGGUUUAUUUAUUUAUUAAGUUGGCUGUCGUUGGUGAUACAGAUAUCUUUCGUCACUCUAGCUAUUGCGGCGGGCCUGUACUAUUUAGCAGAACUAAUAGAAGAAUACACCGUUGCGACUAGUAAAAUAAUAAAGUACAUGAUACUGUUCUCGACAGGUGUGCUGACAGGGUUGUACCUGUUUGAGGGUUUCCCAGUGCUGAUGAUGGGGACGGGUCUGUUCACCAACCUGGUGUACUUCGGCCUGCUGCAAACCUUCCCCUACAUCCUCCUCAGCUCGCCCAACUUCAUCCUCUCCUGUGUGUUGGUGGUUCUGAAUCACUACAUGGCCUUCCAGCACUUUGCAGAGGAGUACUACCCCUUUUCGGAGGUGCUAGCAUACUUCACCAUCUGCCUGUGGGUGAUCCCCUUCUCUUUCUUUGUGUCUCUCUCUGCCGGGGAGAACGUGCUGCCCUCCACUAUGCAGCAAGGAGACGACGUGGUGUCAAACUACUUCACCAAGGGCAAGAGAGGAAAGAGAUCUGGCAUCCUGCUUAUCUUCUCCUUCCUCAAGGAGGCUGUGCUUCCCAGCAGACAGAAGAUGUACUGAGGAGGACUUGGGGGGGGUCAGGGUGCGGGUCAAACUGUGCGAGGGUCUGCGGUGAAUGCGUGGAGGUCUGGAUUUCGGUACGGUACCAAGGUGGUGGACCAAGGGGGCCAGAGGGGUACAUCUAGGGGCCAGACCCCUCCCUCCCCCGGGCUACGGAAGGACUAGCAGGGGCGGUGACACGUGUCUUGGACUAGCUUUGUCUUAACUUUUCUGUCUGCAUUCUGUCUACUACUGGAAGCCUGACAGCGACACAACGACCCGGAGCCUAACCACAACAACAGCAGCGACGACCGAGGCUUCAUUAUGUACAUAGCGGCUCCUUCACGUCCUCUUUGAGGGGACUGCUGUUUUAUAGGGUUUGUUAUUGAAACUUGUUGGUUUGUUUUGCGAGACUGGGGGAGGGAGA